AUGUCUAGAUCAAUCCGUAAUUUUUCUGGUUUAUUCAGAUGUACGCAUCUGCCAUGUUCAAACACAAAAUUGCAGCAACAAGGUCUUCAAUGCGUUUUAGCGCCCGACCGGGCUUGUGUACGAUCUUCGAUCUCUAACUGCCUAAAAUUUAAUUUGUCAGUACGAUCUUACCCCAAAAUUUCAUUUUACUAUGCAGAAAAACGUCAACGUUUACGUCAAGGAGGCACCUUGUUUCCAUCAAACCAAAUAAUUAUUCUAAAAGAAUAUCCAGAGAUCGACACAGAGUGGCCGCCAAAACGUAUGCUCAAAAUGUCUGUAGCAUUACUCAAUCGUAUUAUUCAAACAGCCAAAAUGUUACGACAAUCACUGAAAAUUAGUCAAGUACAAGAUCGUUAUAGUAGUGAUUUGAUAAAACGUUUUCAAGCACUCGGUUUAGCUCUGGAACUAUAUAGUGAAGAAAGAAAAAAUAUUAAACGACCAUCACAAUUUCUCUCACGAAUAAUACCAUUGAUACGAAGUAUUCAAAAACAGCUAUGUUGUAUAGAAAGUGAGUAA
Messenger RNA from Didymodactylos carnosus, 555 nucleotides. Lineage: Eukaryota; Metazoa; Rotifera; Eurotatoria; Philodinida; Philodinidae. The record is from the annotation of a GenBank genome assembly.